Falco peregrinus (peregrine falcon) is the source of this 2300-nucleotide messenger RNA. It is a transcript of the gene ARL10, whose product is annotated as ADP ribosylation factor like GTPase 10. The transcript has 4 exons. Gene Ontology annotation, molecular function: GTPase activity; GTP binding. The record is from RefSeq and is a predicted model, not a curated record. Bases 662 to 1363 code for a protein of 233 amino acids. NCBI's taxonomy places the organism in Eukaryota, Metazoa, Chordata, Aves, Falconiformes, Falconidae.
GGCCGGGGAUGGGCCCUGCCGGUCCUCGGUGGCGUGGGUCCUCGGUGGCGUGGGGCGUUCUGCCCGGGGCAGCGAGCCCGGCCCUGCCCGCUCAGGAGCACCCGCCGCCCGCUCCUGCCCGCUCACACCCGCUGCCCAACGGCGCACCGACCCGCCGGAGGGGUGGAGGGGUGCUUGGCCCACCCAUGGCGCCAGCAGCGGGGCUGGGGGGCCCUUCCCAGCCUGCUGCAACUGCCCCGCAGACAAGGCCGCGGGGGCUCCAGGGAAGGGGCCCUGGCCCGGGGCAGGGACGCCUUGAGCCACCGGGGAGGAUUAAGGACAGCCGAGUCCCAUGGGCGCCCGCUGUGCUGGGUGCCAGGCUGCUGGGAGGGGCGGGCCCUAGGGGUGGCCCACGUGUCAGCGCCCCCGCUGCCCCCUCCCUCUCUUCCUCCCUCUCCCCAGCGUCCCUUCUCCCCACCAUUUCUCCCUCUCCCCAUCCAUCCGUCCAUCUCUCCCCCCCUCACCCCCCCGCUGUCGGAGCGGCCCCUUUAAGCGCGGCGCUGACGUCAGAGGCGGGCACAGCUGGCGCUGGCGCUCGGCCCGCGGGCACAGCUGGCGGGGGGCGGGGCACAGCUGCGCCGCGGCCGCGCGCUGCCGGUGCCGCUGUCAGUGCCGCCGCCGGAUGGCUCCGCCCGGCGCCCUCCGGGACCUGGUGCUGGCCCUGGGAGCCGUCGCGGCCGCCCUCGGCUCCCUCCUCUUCAUCGCCUGGAAGAUCUACUUCCGUGGCACCGGCACCGGCACCGACUGGAGCGGCUGGUGGGAGCGGGAGCUGCAGGAGCUGCGGGACCGAUCUCCCCCCGGCGACGCGCUGGACUGGCGGCAGGUGCUGGUGCUGGGGCUGGAUGGGGCUGGCAAGAGCAGCGUCCUGCACUACAUCUGCAGCCAGACAGCCAGGGAGCGCAUCGCACCCACCCACGGCUUCAACUCUGCCCAGCUUUGUGUCGAGGGGCUGGAGAUGGACCUGCUGGAGGUGGGUGGCAGCCAGAACCUGAGGGCGUACUGGCCCCACUACCUGAGCCAGGCCCACGUGCUGGUGUUUGUGGUGGAUUCGGUGGACAGGUCACGCCUGCUGGUGGCACGCCAGGAGCUGCACGCACUGCUAGCUGCAGAGCCCCAGCUGCCCCUGGUUGUGCUGGCCAACAAGCAGGAUAAGAGCAAUGCCCUGAGCGCGGCAGAGCUGCAGGAGGAGCUGGCCCUGCACACACUCAGCGGCCAGCGGGAGUUCUUCCUCCUGCCCACCAGCGCGACCUGGGCCAGCCUGAGCACUGCCACCAGCGUCCUCCGCGUGAGAAGCCUGCUGAUCACCCUGCUCUCCCAGCCCUGAGCCUGCGUGGGAGGAGAUGGGCUCCCACCCCUGGCACUGCUCCUCUUCCAUGUCUGCAGUGCGAGGAUGGAGGCAGCUGGGUGGGAGCCCUGGAGCUCGGACUCGCUGGCAGCAGGCUGCUGGCCCUGGGGUGUUUGCUCCACCCCACAUGGUUUGGGGUUGAGCUGCAGCACGGCUGCCCUUGGGGAACACAAGCAGUUGGCUCUGCUCUCUGCUGCAGGGAGAGGGCAACCACCUCCUCCAGUCUGGGAAUGAAAUCUCCCUUGGGAUGGAAGCACGAGCACAGCUCUUACCUUCUGGUGAGUGGGAACGUGCAGCACAGGGCAGAGCCCCACAUCUUCAUGGCAGCCGUGCAGGAUAUUAAAUGAAUGGGGCUGAACAAGUGAGGCAGCCCUCUCACCCACUGGCAUAGAUGCGUCAUCCCAGGAGGUAGGCUCUCCUUCCUGACAAACAUGAGGAGUUACUGCUGGCACAGCCCUGCGCUGCUGCCCCACCAGAACGGCGCACACUGGCUGCAAUCACCAGCUGAGGCUGUCCCUCACCCUGCGGGGGUGAGCAUGGUUCUUAAUUCCCCCAACUCUGUAUUUAAAACCCCGUUUAGGAAAGAUGAAGGCAGGUUUUGGCCAGCCCUACACCCUGAACAGGGGUAAAGACAGACCAUUUGGUAGGAGCUGCUCUCAGCAGGCAUUUGUCCCCCUGCCUGGCCCUCCUCCCUCUCAGCUGCCCCAGGGAGAAGGGAAAGGAGCCAGGCUCAGGGACUACAGGAAGCCCUGCCUGCAGGCUGCUAGGUGAGGCUAAGGGCACUGGUUUCUGGAAAACCGAUCAUGGAAGCUUGGGAGUACAUCAGGGAAAGGGGGGCACUUGCUGGCCCGUCUCUGCUGUGAAACCUUUUGUACAGUAGCUCUUUCCUUUUGUCAAUAAAAGAGGCUGAUCACUC